AUGGUGUUAAUACUUUCACGUAUUUAUACAUUAUUACAACGACCAAAUAAAAAUACAAAUUCAUUAAAUAAUGAACAUGUUAAUAAAGAACAAACAAUAAUUGAUAGUUCAUCAAUAAUAUCAUCAUCAGAUAAUAUUCUUAUUGAACUUGUUGAAGAAUUAUAUGCACAUACAAAACAAUCAUCAACAUUACCAUAUGAAGCUUUACUUUUAUUACGUCCUUUAUCAUUAUUACUUGCACACAUUAGUUUUUUUUUUCGUGCUUUAAUUAAUGCACGUUAUUCAGCUAAAGUUAAUGAAUGGACUUUAUUAUCAAUGACAAAUAUUGCACAAAGAAAAAUCACUAUGUUUUUAUUGAUGUUAUCACGUUUCAGUGUUCGUUUCGAAGAAUCAGACAAUCGUUUAUUUCUUAUUGCUGAUCGAAACUAG
Messenger RNA from Rotaria sp. Silwood1, 429 nucleotides. Lineage: Eukaryota; Metazoa; Rotifera; Eurotatoria; Philodinida; Philodinidae. The record is from the annotation of a GenBank genome assembly.